This is a messenger RNA of Eremothecium sinecaudum, 1479 nucleotides long. It is a transcript of the gene SHM1, whose product is annotated as glycine hydroxymethyltransferase SHM1. Lineage: Eukaryota; Fungi; Ascomycota; Saccharomycetes; Saccharomycetales; Saccharomycetaceae. Gene Ontology annotation, molecular function: glycine hydroxymethyltransferase activity; cobalt ion binding; zinc ion binding. The transcript has a single exon. Gene Ontology annotation, cellular component: cytoplasm. The coding region runs from base 1 to 1479 and encodes 492 amino acids. Gene Ontology annotation, biological process: L-serine catabolic process; folic acid metabolic process; tetrahydrofolate interconversion. The record is from RefSeq and is a predicted model, not a curated record.
AUGUUAUCUCGCAGAAUCGUGGGCAGGUUUCCUUUGGCGAGCAUCAGUGCUCGUCGGUUUGCCAGCAAGGUUUCGGCCGAUCAACUGCUGAUCUCUAGAAGUGUCCAGGAUGUAGACCCAGAAAUGUAUGAGAUACUGCGUGCUGAGCGGCAGCGUCAGAAGGGGAGUAUCACGUUGAUCCCUAGUGAAAACUUCACCUCCAAGUCUGUGAUGGAUCUGCUUGGUAGCGAAAUGCAAAACAAAUAUUCGGAAGGUUAUCCGGGUGAACGCUAUUACGGCGGUAAUGAAUUCAUUGACAAGGCAGAGAAGCUGUGCCAAAAACGUGCUUUGGAGCUUUAUGGCCUAGACCCUGCGAAAUGGGGUGUUAACGUACAGUCUUUGUCCGGUGCCCCCGCAAAUUUGUACGUUUAUUCUGCAAUCUUGGAAGUUGGCGACCGUUUAAUGGGACUGGACUUACCUCAUGGUGGCCAUCUAUCCCAUGGCUACCAAUUGCCUAGCGGCACGAAAAUAUCUUAUAUUUCGAAGUACUUCCAAACUAUGCCUUACCAGGUUGAUAUUCGGACUGGGUUGAUAGAUUACGAUAGUUUGGCGGUGACCUCCAAGUUAUUUCGGCCUAAAGUGAUAGUCGCUGGUACAUCGGCUUAUGCUAGAGAGCUAGAUUAUAAGCGCUUUAAAGAGAUUGCUAAUGCUUGCGGUGCAUAUUUGAUGUCUGAUAUGGCCCAUAUUUCUGGUCUCGUGGGUGCAGGAGUCUUGCCAUCUCCGUUUGAGUACUCUGACAUUGUUACUACUACUACUCACAAGUCUUUGAGAGGCCCAAGAGGCGCUAUGAUAUUCUACAGAAAGGGCCUGAGGAGUGUAUCUAAGAAGGGCAAGGAGAUCAUGUAUGAUCUAGAAAAGAAGAUUAACUUCUCAGUAUUCCCUGGGCACCAGGGUGGUCCCCACAACCAUACUAUCUCUGCUCUAGCUGUGGCAUUAAAGCAGGCAGCUACUCCUGAGUUCAAGGAGUACCAGAAGGCUGUCGUUAAGAACGCUAAGGCUUUCUCUGAUGAGCUUUUGAAGCGCGGUUUUAACCUCGUGUCUGGAGGGACCGACACUCACUUGCUUUUGGUCAACUUGUCUAACAUGAACGUUGAUGGUGCGAGAUUGGAAGCAAUUUUGGAAAAGAUUAACAUUGCUGCAAACAAGAACACAGUUCCGGGUGAUAAAUCCGCUUUGUUCCCAUCUGGUUUAAGAUUGGGAACCCCGGCCAUGACCACCAGAGGUUUUGGUCCUAUUGAAUUCGGCCAAGUUGCUGAAUAUAUUGACCGUGCCACCAAGCUGGCUAUUGCCCUCAAAUCUCACGAAUCUCCAGAACAUAAAGAUGCUAGAUCUAAGCUAGCUAACUUCAAGCAAUUGUGUGAUGAGUCGGAACAUGUUUCACAACUUGCUGCUGAAAUUACACAGUGGGUUAAUCAAUAUCCAGUUCCAGGCGAGUUGUAA